AUGGGUAUCGAGGAUCUUGUAUCUGCCGAGUCAAUCGAUUCUGUCGACGACUCUGACUCUGAUUUAUCUCAACGCACUUCAGACAGACGCAGACUGAACGACAAAAAGAGAAAAUAUGAAGAAGCAUGCAAGCACUUCCGUUAUCGUGGGGGUCUGACCUACAUCGCAAACGAUCUUUGGACCAAAUACAGACGAUAUGCUAUCGAUACCCCCAUCUAUGUGGGAGCGCGGAAUCCUCCUGGAGCCGCGGCGGGAUCCGAGGAAGCACAGCCAAAUAGCGCAGAUGGAUCAGCCACUGAGAAGACAGAAACACGACCCUUUCGAAUCCGCCUGAUGAGUGAGCCCCUUCACUCGGAAAUGCAGGAUAUUAUGGGGUUAAAGGCUCUCAAUUAUGAUCAUGUCGCACCGUUUCGAGCUAUAAUUCCGUACGAGCAGAAAUUUCGGGCACGGCUGAAAGCGCUAGAAGAACAAUUCGCUGAAUUGGCAGGAAACCAUCCAGAAGCUUUAAUGGUCACUCUUACCAGACCGUGGCUUCCCCUGGAACUGGCUUACCACACUGAAAUAGCUACAGACUAUUUCGGUACGCUGACUGUGGCGAGCGACACUACCUAUGGUUACAUAGAUCUCACACGAAUCCUUUUGGAUGGAUUCAGAGCCUUGGUCUUCCUUUUGGAUAACGACCUAGCAGAUUUAGUGCGAACAUACCACCAAGCUCAGCAAGGCGUUGUAGAGAGUAUCGAAUUCCAUCAGCUCUGGUAUCUUUUCUGGCCGGGGCAGGAGAUUGUUACCGCAGAGCCUGAUUAUCAAGUGCUUCGCGUGCUCUCAGUUUCUGGAGGCCGGAUGUCGGUUGUUCCCAGGAAAAACGAAAGUUCUCGUACCACGGUCUCCAACUUAUUGAUCAACUGCUUUCACUUUGACUACGACGGCCAAUUUGUCCGCCCUGUUCUGAGGAUGCUCUCUAUCGUGCUAUACCCUGGUGAACGACCUGUUACAGCGUUAGAGGUUUUCCCUCUACAAUACCUGGAGAGCUCGGAGAGAUUGAGAAUCCUUCACCGCGGUCAGAGGUUCAGUGAAUUGGCUAGAGGGACACACAGACGAUAUAAGGGGCUGAACAUGACGACUCACGAGUUCCGCAAGCUUGAAGAGGUUCGUGUCCGCAAUUUCCUCCCGAAUACACAUAGACUAACCACUCGAGCUCUAAAGAUAGAUGGUGAUGUUAUUAUUGACUUUGAAAUGGCUUUUCGAAGUCAAAGCCAAGGCAUUUGCCCGCCCGAAUUUAAUAGGACAAUUCAACUCAUCGACGAAGACGAAGCAGAGACCAAUGAUCCUGCCUCGGGGAUUAGCUAUGAUGGCGAGGAGUUCCGAGCUCGGGCCUACUUGGAAUUUAUUGGAGAAACUACGCUUCUCGAGCCCUGUCAUCUUAGAUUCAUGGAGAAGGAUCACCUGUUUCUCCUUCCAGCCAGGGUAUUCGGAUAUGUCCUUCUUAGCCGCAGGUGGUAUCCUUUGAGCAUAGAUUUGGUAACGGAAGUGCACACGAUCGAGGAAGGGGACUACGAUGCCUUUGACGACCUUGUUCUGCCUAAACGGCACCGCAACAUCAUAAGAGCACUGGUGAAGACCCAUGCGCGGGCCAAACCUAGCAUGGAGGCAGAUCCCCUGGAUGCAGAUCCCCUGGACUUGCCUGUGCGACGAGACUUCGAUAUCGUCAGGGGUAAGGGGAAAGGGCUGAUCAUCCUCCUUCAUGGAGCUCCAGGCGUCGGAAAGACAUCGACGGCUGAAUGUGUCGCUGCCCACACUGGCCGACCUUUGUUUCCGAUCACUUGUGGCGACCUUGGCGGAACCACCGCACAAGAAGUCGAACAAAACUUGGAGAAGUUCUUUGAUAUGGCGAUGAAAUGGGGCUGUGUACUGUUACUUGACGAAGCGGAUGUGUUCCUGGGAGAACGUAUUCAGGGAAAUCUUCAGCAGAAUAGUCUCGUUUCCGUUUUCCUUCGUGUGCUCGAGUACUACUCUGGUGUUCUCAUUCUGACGACGAACCGCGUCGGUCAGUUUGACGAAGCGGCGACGUCCCGAAUCCACUGUGCGUUAUACUACCCUCCGUUCAGCAAGAAGAGAGCCCUUGAGGUAUGGCAGAAGAACGUGGACCGACUCAAGCGCACCAACGAAGCUUCCAAUGUUCCUCUCCGGUUCAACGAGAAGAAGAUCAUGAAAUUUGCCGAAAAACAAUGGGAUGCCGGAAGUCGCUGGAAUGGGCGUCAGAUCAAGAAUGCGUUCCAGACUGCCGCGGCCCUAGCAGACUGGGAUCAUUUGAAAAAGCCGCGAGACGAGGAGUCCACCCCCGAGCUGCGGGUCAAGCAUUUUGAGGCGGUCGUCGAGACCAGCAAUCACUUUGAGUCGUACCUGACCGCGGUGCGCAAGUCUGACCGUGAACGUGCCAGAACGAACCUUCUCCGAAAGGGACGAUGUGGACCGGAGUCUACCAGACUAUGA
Penicillium chermesinum is the source of this 2490-nucleotide messenger RNA. RefSeq names its product ATP-binding protein. Gene Ontology annotation, molecular function: ATP binding; ATP hydrolysis activity. Lineage: Eukaryota; Fungi; Ascomycota; Eurotiomycetes; Eurotiales; Aspergillaceae. The record is from RefSeq and is a predicted model, not a curated record. Bases 1 to 2490 code for a protein of 829 amino acids. The transcript is spliced from 3 exons.